Molecule: messenger RNA, 681 nt
Organism: Pseudovirgaria hyperparasitica
Lineage: Eukaryota; Fungi; Ascomycota; Dothideomycetes; Acrospermales; Acrospermaceae
Exons: 3
Coding region: 111-611 (166 amino acids)
Source: RefSeq, a predicted model, not a curated record
ACAACUUCCUGCAAAGCACAAGUCCAUCCAUCAAACUUUCCCAUCUUGAUUCACCGGCCCAACCAAUUCCAAACAAACGGACAUCACUAAGUCAUACAUACUCUAUCAAAAUGAAGGCUACGUUCGUACUUGCCGCUCUCGCUGUCGCCGUUGCUGGCCAGACCACUGCUGAUAUCCCUUCCUGUGCUCUGCAAUGUCUCGCCACUUCCAUCACAGGCGCCGGCUGCUCUGUUGAAGACCAGGCCUGCAGCUGUGAGAAGACGGAUGCCAUCACCACCACUGCCACACCUUGUGUGCUUGCCGCAUGCUCUAUCGAUGAUGCCCUUAAGACCCAGCAAGUCACCCAGGCCAUCUGCGCCAACCUGUCCAACGGUGGUGGCCAGUCCUCCGCCGCGCCCUCUGCCCCAGCUUCAUCCGAAGCACCAGCACCAUCCGAGGCACCAUCGUCAGAGGAAACACCUGCACCCACUCCUACUCCUACGCCUACCCCCACUGGAUCUGAUGAGGAGCCCACUCCCACUUCGACUCCACCAACUUACACCGGUGCGGCUGCUCGCUACGGCGCAAACAUCGCUGCCGGUGUCCUGGCUGUCGGUGCCGCUAUGCUGUAGAUGAAGGUUUUAGAAGCUGCUCGUUGAUCGGGGAUGGCUUAUACGAUGUAAUACGACCAUAUCGCAGGAA